AUGCCGAAGAGAACUGAAAGCGAGAUCGCCGACUUUCUCCAGCAGCUGGCCCCAAAUUUGGAGGAUACUGUGCGAAGCUUCCUGGUUUCAACGCUGGCCGACGCAGUCUCUGAGGACGAGGUGAAGGAGUGUUGCGAGGCGUGGCUUGAAGAGGUUGAUGGUGGCGUCAGCAGCCUUUGCGACUUCCUAGGAUUGUCUGACACAGUUGACGAGCCUGCGCCGUUGCAGGAGAUUGCUCCUGCAGCAACAAGGCUGGCGAGUUUGGCUGGCUACCCGAAGCCCUCGGAAGAAGAUGAAGCGUCCAAGGCAGCACACGAUUGCAAUGAAGAGCACAAAGAGGCCGACGACCUCCCCGACCCUGCAGCCGACAAAGGUAGCAAGCUGAAGGCUAAGGCCAAGGCCAAGAAGAAGGUUAAGGAGAAGGACGGCGAGAAGGAGAAGCCUCUUGAGGAACUCCUGGAAGUGCGAGCACGCGUCUCACGCUUUCACAAAGAGGCGGUGGAGGAUGAAAUGACAUCAGCAGUGGCCGAAGUUGAUAUCCACGACCUUUGUAUUUCGGUGGCUGGGCGGGACCUGCUGAAGGACGCUCAUCUGAAGCUCUGCCCUGGUCAGCGUUAUGGCUUCGUGGGUCGCAAUGGGUCGGGCAAGUCUAGCUUGUUUCGGGCCAUGGUGUCCAGGCGGAUCCCCGGAUACCCUCCGAACUGCAUAACACUCCUGGUCGACCAGGAGGACGUCGGAGACGAUCGCUUGGCCGUGGAGACUGUUAUGGCUGCUCACCAAGAAUUAUGUGACGCAUUGGAGGAGGAGUCUGCUCUCCAAGCUGGUGAACUGGGCAGCUACGAAGCAGCUGUGAAAGCCCUGCGCGCAUACACCUACUUGAUGGCUAAGAGAGCCAGGUUCAAGGCUGCCAUGUACGAGAGCAAGCUUAGUGGCGCACGUGGGAAGGCCGCGCGGGAAGCUUUGCUCAAGGCGGAACACGAAGAAGCAAAAUGCGCCCAGGUGAUGGAGACUGACGUCUCGAGCUCGGAGGCAACGGCAGAAGCACAGGCACAGGUCGUGGAGCUGUUGGCAGACAUCCGGGAUCGGCUUCGCAUCCUCGGUGCGGAUGCCAUGCGAGGUCAGGCCGAAGUAAUUUUGAAAGGCUUGGGAUUCAAGGAAGCAGACCUUCAGAAGCCAACACGCUUGCUAAGUGGAGGCUGGCGAAUGAGAGUUGCCCUUGCCAAAGCCCUCCUGGCAAAGCCCAAUGUCCUAUUGCUAGACGAGCCCACCAAUCACUUGGAUUGGCAGGCAAUUCUUUGGCUGGAAAGGUAUUUGGUGUCUGAGGAGAUGAGCGAAAUCGCUUUGGUUGUUGUCUCUCACGACCGAGACUUUCUGGACAAGGUGAGCACAAUGAUUCUUCGCCUGUUUGAGAUGAAGCUUCAAGUGUACAACGGCAACUUUUCAACGUUUGAAGAAUCACAUGAGCGGGACCAACAGCAUCGCGCCGAGCUGGCUCAGAGGCAACAGGAUAAGCAAGACAAAGUGGAGAAACAGAUCAAGGAGAUGGAACAGCGUGGCAGGAAGACAAACAACGACAGUUUGCUGAAAGCUGCUGUGAGCCGUCGCACCAAGCUUGGCCUGGAUGACAAACCCUGGUCUUUCAACCGUGUGGGCUUGGAACGCGCUGGUGGACACAAGUUCAAGUUCUCCUACGCGACACACUUCGAGGCGAUGGCAGAGAUGGCCGUAGAGACGAAGGAGCAGGCCGUGCGCCUCAAACUGAAGGCUGCCGCCCCCUUGGGCUUCGAGGCUGCCCUUUUGCAAUGUCGCGACGUCGUAAUCGGCUAUGAGAAGGGAGCCCCCCUUGUGAAAAAGUUCGAUCUGGACGUCCGAGCCAAGUCCCGCAUAGGAAUCCUGGGAGUCAAUGGGAGCGGCAAGACGACCUUGCUGCGGAGCUUGGUCCAAGAGCUGCCCUGCCUCGGGGGUGAGGUCUACCAGCAGCCACGUGUUGUCGUCGGCUUCUUCAGUCAGCAUCAGGCGGACAGUUUGCCCAGCGAUUCCACAGCGCUCGAGGCGCUGUGUGAGAGGCAUCCCCACCUCACAGAGGGCGAGGUCCGCGCACACUUGGGGAGCUUCGGCCUGGGCAGGUUGGCCGUGUCGCCAAUCAGGUGCCUUUCUGGUGGUGAGCGCAGCCGAGUGGCCUUGGCAGCUGCUACACUGAGACCACCCCACGUUCUGGUCUUGGAUGAGCCAACGAACCACUUAGAUUUGCAGACCGUAGAGGCCCUUGGCAAUGCCCUCAAGGAGUUCGAGGGCAGCGUGGUUGUGACCUCUCACGACCGGCGUCUCUUGCGCGAGGUCUGCAACGAUUUCCUGGCGGUCCAGAACAAGCAGCUUGUAAAGCUCAGCUUGGCCAAGCGAAUCAAGGCCUCACCCGCAGCGGCUCCUGAAGAUUGGGCGCGGCCAGCCCCGGCCACUCUGAGCGAACGAGAUCCCUUGGCCGUUUUCCUCCUCGACAUCGAGGAUGGUCCAUCCGCCAGCGGAGAGCAUGAGCUCCGGCUUUAUGGCAUCACGCUGCAGGGCCAUUCUGUCUGCGCAAAAAUACAUAAGUUCCAUCCCUAUUUCUAUGUGCGGUGUGGCCCUGAAGUGGAGGGCCAUGAGAACGAAAUCCAGGCUGCACUGCAAGCAGCUACGGGUGGGUUUGAAGCCGGGGCUUUCUUGGUGAACCAAGCUUCCAGGAGUACGUCUACACAACUUGAGCUGGACGUACACCUUGGACAUGGCACAAAGUUCCACGCACUGCCCCUAGACACAGAUGCGGGAUCUCUUGUUCCACCACUGCGUACUGUUGCUCUUGAGCUAUCAGUUGAUGCGGAGUCUCAAUCGGUAAUGGGCGCUGCCUGCGUGAUGAUCGUGGAGGGACAAGCGCAACCGGCAGCCAGAGCAGUGUGGCUUCGCUCGCAAGCCGCUUGUCCUUGGAUCCACAAGCAAUGGGAAGCGCCCGUUCUGUUCGUGGCAGACGAUGAAGAUGUUUUGCUACAGCAUUUUGGCGAGACAUUGGCCAUGAUGGAUGCCGAUAUCAUUCUGACAUAUGACUUGCCAGAGACAGUGCGCCGGAUGCUGGGCAAGAAAGGUGUUGCCAAAGCAGGAUCUCCGCUGGCUCGCAGCCUUUCCCGGCGCCUGGGAGUGGAAGUCAAGCUUACAGCAAAGAGCAACGAGGUGUCUGGCAUCACUGGACGAUUGGGCUUUGACUUACAGAAGCAGGUGGAGAAAGAUCAUCGGUUGGUGGAUUACUCCUUGGGUGCCCUAUCCCAGCAUUUUUGCCGAACACCUUUGUCUGAGCUCAGCGCAGCAACUCUUAAAAACAUCCUUGACGGACGCCCGCGCGCGUACGCACAGCACGUGCUCCGGCAAGCAGAAGCAUCUGCAGCCAUCUUUGAUCACCUCGCCUACCUCUACAACUUCAUCGAGAUGGCGCGGGUCACCGGUUGCCCCCUGUCAUACUUGCUCGAGCGUGGCCAAGCCAUCAAGGUCCAGACGCAGCUGCUUCGUGAAGCUCGAGUGAGAGGGUUUGUCCUCCCACAGCGACCAGGCACCGGCGAAGAAGCGACCUAUGAAGGUGCCACGGUCCUGGAGCCCAUCAACAACUUCUAUCGUUGCCCGGUUGCCGUCCUGGACUUCGCUUCUCUGUACCCGUCCAUCAUGAUGGCGCACAACCUUUGCUACUCCACCUUGCUCCCUCCAGGUCGCGAAAAGAAGCCGGACUGUCCAGACUUUACCGAGUCCCCCCCGGCUUUGAGCGACCAAGCAACAUGCUUCGUGAAGCCGCACGUCCGAAAGGGGCUCCUUCCUUCCAUCCUUGAGCGGUUGCUUGCAGCGAGAAAAGCGGCAAAGUCCCAGCUAGCCACCUGCUCGGGCGAGGCAGCAGCCACACGCCGCAAAGUACUCCACGGACGCCAGCUGGCCCUGAAACUAUCUGCCAACUCUGUCUACGGGUUCACGGGGGCAACCAACGGCCCACUGCCAUGCUUGGAAGUUGCAGGCGCCGUCACUGCCUUUGGAAGGGAGAUGAUCCAGGCAACCAAGGCAAAGGUGGAGUCCCACUUUUCAAUUACAAACGGCUAUGCCCACAAUGCGGAGGUUGUCUACGGAGAUACAGAUUCUGUGAUGGUCAAGUUUGGCCCUGAAGGCUUCCCUCUUGAAGAGGCAAGCAAACUCAGCAACGAGGCUUGCAAAGUGUGCUCCUCCAUCUUUCCAGCCCCUGUACGCCUUGAGUUUGAGAAAAUCUACCGGCCCUUCCUGCUAAUGGCCAAGAAGCGAUAUGCAGGCCUGGCCUUCACUUCUGUAGAUAAGGCACCUGAGCUGGAGACCAAAGGAAUCGAAACUGUUAGACGUGAUUGGUGCGAUUUGGUUCGCCACGGCCUGGAGGAGACACUGAAGCACUUGAUGACACCCGAUGGGUCUGACGGCUCUCAGAAAGCUAUUACAUACGUGCGCGAUGUGUGCAAUGAUCUGCGGCAGAGCAAGACAGAUUUCAAAUCCCUGGUAAUUUCAAAAUCGCUGGGAAGGAACGAGUAUGCAUCCAAAAUGCCUCAUGCAGAAGUUGCUGAAAAGCUGAAGAAGCGAGACCCGGCAACGGCUCCGCGCUUGGGAGAUCGUGUUUCCUACCUGGUUCUGGCAGGAACCGCCAAGGCCAAAGUCUAUGAAAAGGCGGAGGACCCUCUCUAUGCGCUAGAAAACGAUUUACCUAUCGAUGCUGAUUACUAUUUGGAGCACCAGUUGAAGCAACCGUUGCUUAGAGUCUUCGAGCUCGUUUGCGGCGAUGCGCAGAAAGCCGAAAGCUUGCUGUUUGGAAACCUUAACUCUCAGAAGGUGGUGGUGUCCUCAACCUCAAAGGCGGGCAUGGGAAAGUUUAUGAAACCAAAGCCCAAAUGCCUGGCGUGCUCUGCCGAUGUCAGCAACGGUGCAGCUGUUUGUACAAGAUGCGAUGACAAGCUGCCAGUGUUGCAAGAGCAGUCCUUGAGCAAAGUCCGUGCCUUGCGAGAACAGCUGGAUGCCUUGCGCUUGCACUGCCAGCAAGAGUGCAAAGUUCCUUCCGGCGCGUUUCCACAGCUACCACCCGACCAGCCUGCGCCUGAUGCAGAGAAGGGUAAGGGUGAGAUCCGGGAGACGUGCCUCAACGUGGGUUGUCCAGUGAUCUUCAACCGUGCCAGAGUGGCAAAGGAGCUGGGGUUUGCCAGGGAAGCUCUGCAGCGGCUGAAGCUCAAAGAGACUUAG
Molecule: messenger RNA, 5256 nt
Organism: Symbiodinium pilosum
Lineage: Eukaryota; Dinophyceae; Suessiales; Symbiodiniaceae
Source: the annotation of a GenBank genome assembly